This is a messenger RNA of Closterium sp. NIES-65, 978 nucleotides long. The record is from the annotation of a GenBank genome assembly. NCBI's taxonomy places the organism in Eukaryota, Viridiplantae, Streptophyta, Zygnematophyceae, Desmidiales, Closteriaceae.
AUGGUGGUGAUAGAGAGUGUCAACGGGCGCCACACGGCCAUGCAGCACAUGCUGCAGGGCGCGCAUACCCCUUGCCCCCCUGGCCCGCAUUUGCUUUGCUCUCUUUCCCAGCCCUCAUUACCAUCGAAGCAGCAAGGGGUAGAUGAGGAGGGGGGAGACGAGGAGGACGACGAGAUGGUGGUCAUGGAGAGUGUGAACGGGCGGCACACGGCCAUGCAGCACAUGCUGCAGGGCGCGCAUACCCCUUGCCCCCCUGGCCCGCAUUUGCUUUGCUCUCUUUCCCAGCCCUCAUUACCAUCGAAGCAGCAAGGGGUAGAUGAGGUGGGGGGAGACGAGGAGGACGACGAGAUGGUGGUCAUGGAGAGUGUCAAUGGGCGGCACACGGCCAUGCAGCACAUGCUGCAGGGCGCGCAUACCCCUUGCCCCCCUGGCCCGCAUUUGCUUUGCUCUCUUUCCCAGCCCUCAUUACCAUCGAAGCAGCAAGGGGUAGAUGAGGAGGGGGGAGACGAGGAGGACGACGAGAUGGUGGUCAUGGAGAGUGUGAACGGGCGGCACACGGCCAUGCAGCACAUGCUGCAGGGCGCGCAUACCCCUUGCCCCCCUGGCCCGCAUUUGCUUUGCUCUCUUUCCCAGCCCUCAUUACCAUCGAAGCAGCAAGGGGUAGAUGAGGAGGGGGGAGACGAGGAGGACGACGAGAUGGUGGUCAUGGAGAGUGUGAACGGGCGGCACAUGGCCAUGCAGCACAUGCUGCAGGGGCGCCUCUCUGCAGUGCGCCACGUGGUGACGCUGUGGGUGGAUGGAGCGUUGCUGCUCGCCCUCUCUGCCCUCGCUGCUUCAAAAGACCUCGCUGUGGUGGCAGACGUGGUGGAGGUGGUGGCAGACGUGGUGGAGGUGCUGGCCAUGCAGGGAGGCAGGCAAGAGGUAUCGGUGGGGUCCACUCACUGCCCUGCCGGCUUUCAUUCCCUUUCUGUUUCCUGA